AUGCCUCACAAAGAAACCGCCUCGGAGUUCACACCCAAUGUCUACCCUCCUUUCCCAGUGAAUGACGAAUUUCCAACCAUUUCCCUCGAGACAAUUUCUCUCCAAAAGAUUCAAGACGGCGAUGUGACCGAGCAAGACCGUAUGUUCGAAGCAUGCAAAGACUGGGGCUUCUUUUAUUUGGACCUCCAAGAUGAACCACGUGGCGAUGUGAUAUCCCGCAAAGCCGAUGAUGUUGCGAGAGUCGCAGAGCAGAUCUUUGAUCUGCCCGUGGAGGAGAAGUUGAAAUACUCAUUGACAGGCAAGGACCUCUUUGGGUACAAAAAGGUCGGCCUUACACAGGUGGAUAGCAAGUCCACUCCCGACACGGCAGAGUUCUUCAACAUAUCAAAGAACGAAAUGAUAGUCCCAAACGACAAUAUGACCCGCAGCUGGCCAUCGCCCGUCCUGGAGAACAAAGAGCUCUUCGCAGACUACUCGAAAGCAGCCCACUCAAUCGGCCUUCAAAUCCUCCUCAUUCUCGCCCAAAAACUUGGAGUAGACCCGGAAGAGAUCUCGAGUCGCCACAAGCUCGAGGAGUGGGCAGGCGACCACAUUCGCAUGACUCGAGGUCCUCCCAGGAAAGAUGCAGCAAUGCCAGAGAUCCAGACUCCUUCACACACGGAUUUCGGAUCGAUUACUGUGUUAAUGAAUUGGUUGGGAGGUCUGCAAGUCUGGUCUUCCCCAAACCGGCAGGUUGGAAAUCUGUCUUUUGAUGAUUCGAAUACCGCCGACUCGGCAGGCAAUUGGCUGUGGGUGAAGCCUAAGCCAGGUUGUGCAAUCAUCAAUCUUGGAGAUGCGGCCGUCAAGUUCACCAAUGGCGUGCUAUGCUCUGGUCGUCAUCGAGUAUCCCCUGCUCCGGGUGAGCAAGGAAAGUGGCCGAGAUACAGCAUCGUGUACUUUGUUCGUCCUAAUGAUGACUGUCGCUUGAAGACGUUGAAAGGGAAUGGAAUCCCAACGGCUGGCGAUGAGGAUGAGGAGGGGAUAAACGCCAAGGAGUGGAUCUCGCAGCAGAGCAUCAAGCUGAAUCGCAAGAAGUGA
This is a messenger RNA of Ramularia collo-cygni, 1077 nucleotides long. Its product is annotated as related to oxidoreductase, 2OG-Fe(II) oxygenase family. NCBI's taxonomy places the organism in Eukaryota, Fungi, Ascomycota, Dothideomycetes, Mycosphaerellales, Mycosphaerellaceae. The record is from RefSeq and is a predicted model, not a curated record. The coding region runs from base 1 to 1077 and encodes 358 amino acids. Gene Ontology annotation, molecular function: dioxygenase activity. The transcript is spliced from 7 exons.